Molecule: messenger RNA, 1929 nt
Organism: Zymoseptoria tritici IPO323
Lineage: Eukaryota; Fungi; Ascomycota; Dothideomycetes; Mycosphaerellales; Mycosphaerellaceae
Exons: 2
Coding region: 1-1929 (642 amino acids)
Biological process (GO): cell division
Molecular function (GO): protein binding
Source: RefSeq, a predicted model, not a curated record
AUGGAGAGCUAUCUGCGCAACUGGCGCCAGGAUGCUUUGAACAAGCACCAAUAUGAUGCUGCUAUAUUCGUCGGCGACAAGCUGCUUGCUUUGACAGAAUCCGACGAGGAUGCCUAUGCUCUAGCACACACUCACUUCGCCGCCGCAAACUACACUCGUGCACUCGCCUACGUCAAACGAGGGGAAUUGAUCGAAAGAUCACCAGCCGCUCGCUAUCUCGCCUCAUACUGCUACAUCAAGCUAGACCGACACGAGGAAGCACUCCAUCUACUCGGGGAGAAGAAUCCAACGCAUUUGACUGCGAGUGCUGAGCCACAAAGAAGGAAGCUUCAACAUCUAAGCAAUGGCUUGUCAGAUAAGCAGCAGGGAAAGUCCAGAGCUCCGUACCGGACGGACCGAGUGGAUCGAAGUGAAGAGCGAGAGAGGGAGAGUGCGGAUAAUCUGAAGUUUGAGGCUGGUAUGUGUUAUCUGCGAGGACUGUGUUUCGCAAAACACAACGCUUUCGAUCGGGCGAAAGAGUGCUAUAAGGAUGCGGUACGCAUUGACAUACAAUGCUUUGAGGCUUUCGAGCAGCUGGUCAAGAACGCUCUCAUGAGUCCUGGUGAGGAGUGGGAUUUCUUGAACGGCCUCGAUUUUGAGAGCAUCACGCACAACUCUGGAACGACCGAAAAUGUGCCUGAAGCUGCCGAUUUCGUUCGCAACCUCUAUUCAACGCGGCUGUCGAAGUACACACAUCCGGAGAACUUCAACAUGGCCAUCGAGACACUGUCAACACAUUACAAGCUGGGACAGAACGCCGAUAUUCUGCUCGCCAGGGCUGAGAUUCUCUUCACGUGCUCAAGGUUUCAGGAUGCAUUAGAUCUGACCAGCCAGAUCUUGAAGACGGAUCCAUACAACUUUGCGUGCAUGCCAUUGCAUCUGGCUCUGCUACAUCAGCUCGACCAUCAUCAUGCCUUGUUCGCCCUCGCGCACGACCUGGCAGAUACACAUCCGGAGGUGCCAUGCACCUGGCUAGCAGUCGGCACAUACUACUAUGCGAAGGACCGAAUACCAGAGGCACGAUCAUACUUUUCGAAGGCAAGUUUGAUGGAUCCACAUUUCGGAGCCGCAUGGAUUGGAUUUGCGCAUACAUUCGCGGCGGAAGGAGAGAGUGAUCAAGCUAUUGCAGCAUACAGCACAGCUGCGCGACUCUUUCAGGGCACUCAUCUCCCGCAAAUGUUUCUCGGCAUGCAGGAGCUGGUGCUCGGAAAUAUCACGAUUGCUCGAGAAUUCCUCACUGCAGCAUACAACGUCUGCGACCGAGAUCCACUCCUCAUCAACGAGAUAGGAGUCGCCACCUUUCACGAAGAAAACUACGAAAGCGCUGUGCGCCACUUCGUCUACGCCCUCGAAAUUGCAAAAGAGAACAACGCACCAGCUCACCACUACGCCGGCACCCGCCUUAACCUCUCCCACGCCUUACGAAGAAGCGGACAGUUCGAGGCAGCACUUCAAGAAGUCGAAGAAGUCAUCCGACUCGGCAUGUGCGAAGCGGACGUCUUUACCACGAAGGGCCUCACACUCCUCGAACUCGAUCAAACCUUUGAAGCUGUCACCGCAUUCCAUGAAGCCCUGGCCAUCAGUCCUCAACAUCCCAUGGCAAGCGACCUCCUCAACAAAGCUCUUAAGCAACUCACAGACGAGGGAGCCGAUAUCCUCGGCGGUGCAGACGAAGAUGAACUCGAAGAUGCUUUGCGAAGGAGACUCGACGAGCGAAGGGCACAGCGUAAUCCACUCGGCGGGCCAUCUCGCUCCAGUCUCAAACCACCCGGCUCUUCAGAUGCCUCAGUUUCCGCCAAAACAGGCGGCGGUCGCGCCAACCGUCUCGCCCGCCAAGCAGCUGGACUGACCGCCCGAUCAGGAGACCAAACUCGUCGCCGCACGCCAUAG